AUGACAAACGUUGGAAUUAAACGAAAACUUGAUGAAACAAGUUUCGGGAAUGGUACUACUACCUAUUGUGCCACUCUCUUCACUGGAGGAUUUACAGAUGACCCCACUCUCAUUGAUGAAUGUAUUUUAGUGGAUGAAGACUCCACUUCGCCAAUCACUCCAACACAGAGCCCCUUGAUUUAUUUUGAUCAAGGGAAUACACCACCUAGAGAUUUGAAAAAGAUUAAACAAACAGCAAACAAUGAUCAUGGAAGCCCCUUGCCAACAUCCACCACCACCAUCAACCAAUCCCCUAAAUCCUCAAACUCUAAGAGAAAUUCCACCACCUCUCCUCGAAGACUUCGAAGUUUUGAUUGUAAUUUUAAAGCAACCAAAGGUCUUUAUGCCAAUGUUUCAUUCGUUCUAAAGAACAAUGGUAGCUCCAUAAGCUCAAAGAUGGAAGAGCAAAUUGUAAAUAUUAUCAAUAAUCCAAUUUUGAAGAAUUCAGAAAAUGUCAAGCUCAAUAAUAAUGACAUUUAUCUUGAAAUUAAGGACUUUGCUUCUGACGAAAGCCUCUCUCUUUACAAGGAUUUGAAAGCCAAUCAAUUUUUUGAUUACAUUCCACAAUUUGAAGUAUCAGGAAAGGAUGAACAAUCUAGGUAUAUUUUGUGUUAUUUGAAAGGAAUGUUGGUUAGAAAGAAUGAAAUUGCAGUAGUACCCAUUCCUGGUCAUACUCAUCAAAUUCUAGUUUUUGAUCAUACCAAUGACAAGUCAUAUUCAACUACUCCAUGCAGUCUUGAAGGUUAUUUGCUUGAUGACUUUGAAUUUGAUACAAAAUUAAGUUGUGUCAUUGUCCCAAAAUUUGUAAUGGCUCUCGAUUUAGAUGAAACUUUAAUUAGAACAAGAGCUUUGAAUCCAGGUGAAACAGUUCAGAACAAUCCUUUCGAAUUUGAAUUUACAGUUCAAAAUCAACGAUAUUGUUGUUGUGUAAGACCCGGCACUCAACAACUACUCUCAUGGUGUUGUACUGUGUUUCAAGUUUACAUUUUUACCAACUCAAUUUUCGAAUAUGCGAGAGAAAUUUGCAAGAUACUGGACCCACAAAGACAACAUUUACUUGCACACAUCAAUGUUGAUGACAUUAAUUCUCUCAAGACCAUGUUAAAAUCACGAGAAGAUAUGACUCCUCAUGAAGGCAUUCCAAAACCUUUAGGAAUGAAGGAUUUGAAGAAGUUUAACAUUGACGCUUUUGAAACAGUGAUUUUUGAUGAUGACCAAACCAUUUGGAAGCAACAAGAAUGUGUUUUACCUUUUGCAGACAUUGUUCAACACAGAAAACCACUUGAGUUCUUCACAGCCAUACGAACAGAAACUUGGAAAAAACUUCAAUAUCUUCAUCAGGUAAAGCUUCGAUUAAGGAAAAAGCAUGAAACAUCCACUAUGAAAGGACAACUCGGUACGACAACCUCAAACACCAACUCUAAAAAUGGUAAUUCCUUCAAUUUUGCCAUACCUGAACGAUCUUGCAUUACACUCUCUCAAGAACUUGCAUUGAAUGGAUCAUCAAAAAGUGUGCUUGAUCUUCCUGCCAAUUCCUUAUUUGAGUUGUCAAAUUCUUCAAACAAUAAUAAUAAAUUGAAAAAGUGA
This is a messenger RNA of Naegleria fowleri, 1626 nucleotides long. RefSeq lists its product as uncharacterized. The transcript has a single exon. Gene Ontology annotation, molecular function: phosphoprotein phosphatase activity. Bases 1 to 1626 code for a protein of 541 amino acids. The record is from RefSeq and is a predicted model, not a curated record. NCBI's taxonomy places the organism in Eukaryota, Heterolobosea, Eutetramitea, Acrasida, Naegleriidae.